ACAGCGCUGUCAGCGACUGACUGCAUCAGUACCCUAAUAGCAAACUGGGGCAGGGGGGGUGCUUCUUUUCGCCCUUUUGUUUUUGUCUCAGCUCAUCGAUACUGCUAUGAUGAAACUAUGGGCAUUCUUUCUACUGGAAUUUUUACUGUUGCCGGCAGAUAAAGAAGAAAACAAACUAGUGCUUGUUAAGAAAUUGGUACGAUCUUAAGAGAAAUGCUUUUAUGCUUUGUGAAAGAAAACUGAAGAGAUCAUAAAACCAAAAUUGUCACAACUCACAACACUACUUUUUUGAGAUGAAGGAAAUUAUCCGGUUUUGAACAUUCACAUGUGAAUAUCUACUACCAAAAAGAUUCCUACUACGGCUCAAGAUUCCUAAAACACUAGAUCUUAUGCGGCAAUACUAGUUGGUGAUGGAUGCUGAUUUUGAAAAGAAAAGGUGAUGUUAGUGGGAGCGGUUAAGGUUGGCCAUGAGCAUAAAUCAUGAGAGAGCAGUGUCUUAAAUCAGGUGAGAUAGUCUUCUGCUUUCCUUUUCCUUGAGCAUGAAUUGGACAGGGACCACUGGGUUGAGGAACUGGACAGGGAAUCGAAAAGGCAUGGCUGGGAGUAUAGUAAAAGUUUGCAAGGUGUGCCUGAAGCACAAUUAACAAUAAUGGAGGCCACAUGCCUUCAAUGCUACUCAAGGAGAAUUUAGCCACCCAGAUGAUUCGAUGUUGAUUUUCCCUUGGCCGUCACUUAAGAUUGUGCUAUCCUGUUCGUGGUUAUUUCGGAAUUUAGCUCCAUUUAUCACUGGCAUACAUACGGGUUUGAACCCACAGGAGUUGUCAAAUCCAGAGGUCACACUCGAGCGACCGUAAAAUCCUAGAAGCAAUUUUUGCACAAAAGAAAUAAAAAAACUAAAAAGAACAAAGUAACAUCAACACUGAUGUAGUUCAUCUUCCCUAUGAUAUAAAGAGGGGAGAGGGUCAAAGAAACUAACCUUUGGCUCUUUGGGAGAGCAUGAGCACAACCGGCGUCGGCGUGGACGAUGUUCAAGACUUGAAGCACUUUUUUCGCACAAAUUUAUGGCACAUCUUGACAUCCAAGAAUUCGAUCUUGUUGCCACGGCAAAACAGUUGGAGACAUGUCUGGCGAAGUCGUCGAGCUGGGCAGCGAUGUGACCGACCUCAAACCAGGCGACAAGGUCAUCUCCAUCAGCUUCCCGACUGGCGGCGGGCUCGCGGAAUACGCGGUGGCGCCGGCGUCGCUUACGGUGGCACGGCCGCCGGAGGUGUCCGCGGCCGAAGGCGCCUCUCUGCCGACGGCCGCGUCCACCGCGCUCCAGCAGCUGAAGGCCGCGGGGGUCAGCAGCUUCGACGGGUCCGGCGGCAGCAACGGCCCCAGGAACGUGCUGGUCACCGCGGCCUCCGGCGGCGUCGGCCACUACGCCGUGCAGCUGGCCAAGCUGGCGGGGCUCCACGUGACGGCCACCUGCGGCGCGCGCAACCUGGGCUUCGUCCGGGGCCUGGGCGCCGACGAGGUGCUGGACUACAAGACCCCCGAGGGCGCCAGGCUGCAGAGCCCCUCCGGCCGGAAGUACGACGCGGUGAUGCACUGCGCGCCGGCCACCCCGUGGUCGGUGUUCGCGCCGGUGCUGGCCGACGAGGCCCCGGUCGUCGACGUGACGCCCGGGAUCGCCGCCGCCGCCAAGUCGUUCCUGCAGAAGGUGACGCUCGCCAAGCAGAGGCUGGUGCCGCUGCUCCUGAUUCCCAGGAAGGAGGAGAUGGAGUGGCUGGCGGACAUGACGCGGCAGGGGAAGCUCAAGACGGUGGUCGACUCCAGGUACCCGUUGAGCCGGGCGCAGGAGGCGUGGGCCAAGAGCAUCGGAGGGCACGCCACCGGCAAGAUCGUCGUGGAAAUGGGAGGCGAGGAGUGAGCCGGCCGGCUGGCCGGCCGCCGGCGUGCGUGCACGGCGAUCUGUGUGAGAACAUGGUGUCGUGGACUCGUGGUGUUGUGUGUGGUCUGUCUGAUUGGAUUUCUAGUGUGGGAAUAAGAAACAAGUUGUGCUGGGCGGCAUCUGAACCAUCAAGUGAUUAACCACGUUGUGUCC
This is a messenger RNA of Panicum virgatum (switchgrass), 2086 nucleotides long. RefSeq names its product chloroplast envelope quinone oxidoreductase homolog. NCBI's taxonomy places the organism in Eukaryota, Viridiplantae, Streptophyta, Magnoliopsida, Poales, Poaceae. Gene Ontology annotation, molecular function: oxidoreductase activity. The record is from RefSeq and is a predicted model, not a curated record. The transcript has 2 exons. Bases 1121 to 1912 code for a protein of 263 amino acids.